CCUUUGGAGUACUUGGCUCUGACCGCGAUUGGCACCUUCUAUUAUUGGCAGGGAAGCAAAAGCGCAGAGAGAAAGGGUUUUUUGCCUCAGCCGCCCUUUCCAGCUCCUUACAACCCCGGGCGGACGGGACCCAGAAGAGACCGCUGGGCGGAGCCAGCCCUGCAGGAGAGCGACAGGGCGGGCCGGCGGCCUCAAAAGUCCGGACUAGCAGAAGAGCAGGGACUGGAGAAACCAGCAUGGAGAACAGCCCGCACGCUUUCGACAAGCCCAAGGUGGAACUUCAUGUCCAUCUGGAUGGAGCCAUUAAACCAGAAACCAUUUUAUACUUUGGCAAAAAAAGAGGAAAACAGCUCCCUGCAGAUACAGUUGAAGGCCUCCUACAACAUGUUAGUUAUAAUGAGCCUCUCAGUCUGACAGAGUUCUUAGCAAAAUUUUCUAUCUACAUGCCAGCAAUUGCGGGGGACCGCGAGGCUGUGGAAAGGAUUGCUUAUGAGUUCGUAGAAAUGAAAGCAAAGGAAGGUGUAAUCUAUGUUGAAGUUAGGUACAGCCCACAUCUCCUUGCCAACUGCAAAGUACAUCCUAUCCCUUGGGACCAAGAAAAGGGAGACCUCACUCCAGAUGAAGUGGUUAGCCUUGUUAAUCGGGGGUUAAAAGCUGGAGAGAAGACUUUCAACAUCAAAGCCAGGUCUAUUCUAUGCUGCAUGCGCCACAUGCCAAGCUGGUCACCAGAAGUGGUGGAGCUAUGUAAGAAGUAUCGGAAUGAUUCAGUGGUUGCUAUUGACUUAGCUGGUGAUGAGUCAAUAAAUGCUGAGACCCACCCAGAUCAUCGAAAAGCUUUUGAGGAGGCUGAAAGAUGUGGCAUUCAUCGGACUGUUCAUGCUGGCGAGGUUGGGCAAUCCCAGAUAGUCAAGGAUGCAGUCUGCAUCCUAAAGGCAGAACGAAUUGGCCAUGGCUACCAUGUUUUGGACGAUGAACGUCUGUAUAAACAGCUCUUGGAAGAAAAUAUGCAUUUUGAGGUGUGCCCUUGGUCUAGUCACCUCACUGGUGCAUGUAAACUCCCCUUCAGUGAUCAUCCAGUAGUAAGGUUUAUGAAAGAUGGUGCAAAUUAUUCCUUGAACACAGAUGAUCCACUCAUUUUCAACUCCACAAUUCACACUGACUACAAAAUAGCUCAAGAUUCCAUGUGCUUCACAGAGAAAGAAUUCGAGAGACUGAACAUAAAUGCAGCCAAGUCUAGCUUCUUGACAAAGAAAGAAAAGAAGGAGCUUCUCCACAAACUAUAUGAAGCCUAUGGGAUGGUACAAAGCACAGAGUUCUAAUCCAUUCUAUGCUGCCAAUCGUGACCUCUUCUCCUGACAACUUUGUGGCAGUCGGAGGCCUCCGUUUUGCUUCUUGGAAGACAACACACAAAUUUAGUAUUACUAUCUUGUUUACUAUUACUAUCCACUGAGUGGGGCAUGCACUAAAUAUAAAGAACAGUAUUCCUGUGAUGUCUGUGUUAUAUCUACCUAUAACACCCAAAUCUCAUAGAUAGGGUGCGUGCUUUGAGUUUACAUAUUCAUAUUCUAGGCUGGAGACUGAUAUCUUUUCGGAGACCUGAAUGUUUGGAAGAGAGAUUGCUUCUUGUCAUAAUUGCAUUUGUUUCACUUUACCAACAGGUUUUGCUGGCUGUGAAUUAUUUUAAAAAACUAUUUGACCAGAAGUGACAGUGGGUCCAAAAAAAAAGUGUAUAUACAAUGGGAAGCAAAGUUUCUCAAAACAUUUCCCUCUCUCUUAAAAGAUACAGUUUAUUUCCAGCCUUCCAGAGAUUUGUCUGUAAUUCUGUGUUCUGUGUGCCCACUUGAAAAGAGUUAGAGAAUCACAUACCACCACUGACAUUUUUCAGAUGUUUGUCAUAUGAUGAGAAAUCUCUGAUAAAAAUGAAGAUAUCACUUUAUCCCUAGUUGUCUGAUUGUUUGACACAACUGUAGGCUGGUUUCAUUUUGUACUUGAUUGUCCUCGGCCUUAACACCAAUUCAAUACUUUUUUUCAGCUUCAUCAAAUUCUUUGGAGCUAAUAUCUAAAUAGUGGCUCUAAUCCAAAGAUAGUUGUGUGCACCUAAGAGAUAUGAUUCCUAACCAUAUUUCAAGAAGGCUAGGAGAGUGCAUCACUAUCCACACAGUACAUUGUGAAUGACUCUUCUCUAGGUGUAUAUCGGCAUCUGAUCUGUGCAUAUAGUUCCCAAUACAGCAAGGGAUCCCUACAUGAAAGAGAGCCUGUUUUUGAAUGCCAAUCUCACCUGCUGAAUUGGGGCAAAUACUGUAGUCUAGAUUUAGCAUCUACCUUCCCAAAAUUCAAACUUGCCUUAGAUGUCUUAAGCUGUGUGUGCAAAGAACAAAAAAACCCACACAGGUUUUUUUAAUUAGUUGAUCUCACAAAAGAAGUGAACCUUUCUAUUCCGUGCACUUGCUGAGUCAACUGCCUUGUCCCCUACCUGCACUAUAGGAACUGCCCUACUUAACUGGCAGUUUUGACUAAGCAAUGUUUUAUACAACAUACUAUUUUUUUCUUGUCUGUGACCACCAGCAAGGUAACUUUACUUAAUGAUGCUAGAUUAUCUGGUAAGUGGUCCACUGCCUGGUACACAAACCAGCUGGGCUAAAUUUCUAGAAUUAAACUGGGUGUUCAGUUGUUUUUCAUCACUUGGACUAAUUUGGCUUAAAUGCAGAUACUUUGGUUUAACUAAGUUAUGGGUCAAGCUAUAAGUUAGUAGCUUAAGCAACGUAGCAGUUGAAUAAUUCUGGGUUUUUUUGCAGGAAUAGUAAAUAUAGUAUCAAAAUCAAAGUGAGACUACAAAGUAAGACAGCACAAUGCCAGGAAGCCUUAUUCUCAUGUACAUUUGUUGGAUUUUAUUUUUAGUUAUUGUAAUAUUUUGUUUUGCACUUUUAAAAACACUCCUUAGUUGGAGAAUCUUUACAAGUAUCCAUGAAGUUCCCAUGCAUCUGAGCAGAUACUUAGGUCUUUGUGUUUCAUGUUAAGGAACUUGGAAGACUUGUACGUGCAAGGAUCAAACUAGUGUACUAAACUUCCAUUUUACAACUUUACUCUUUUAAAUAGAUGCUUCGAUCCUAACGUCCGUGAAUGGAAUAGAGUUCAUAGAACAAGUAUUUCCUGGCUCUCCCUUCUCUCUGCAGCCCCUUGUGCGCCCCUCCCCCACAUAUCUGCUCCUGGGGACAGGGGGAGCCUUGGAAGUAGUGUGAGAUAAGGUGGGGACUGCAGAUGGAGGAAAGAGUUGGCAGAAAUUACCCCUCUUAUGUGAACAACUUAGGAUCUAAGCCGUGGCAUUUAAAGCCAAGGCUUUUAAAAUUUUAUAAGCUUUCUGGAAAAGUGAUCAAAAUUUGUGAACUACUAGAGAAGCCUCAAGAUGCUACAAGAAGAACAACAUUGAAUGGUUUGUGCUGUCACUUGAUAUCUAUUAAAAGUCAAAUUUUUAGUUAUGUGAGUUCUGUGCUUAUUCUUCAUAAAGAAUAGUUGUUGAGGGCCCAAAUAGAUAUUUCAAGAAAUUCACAUCUGCUUCAAUCAGAUGUUUAGCUCCCUCCUCCCUAAUGUCUAAUUGAACUUAACUGGUCUCAUAACACACCAUGUUUCUGCACCCCUACAAGUGACAGCCAGCAGUGUAAAGUGAAGAUUGGGAAACACAGACUGUUGUGAUUUAUAACACAGGUAAGUUCUUCUAGAUAUUACGGAUGGGAGGGUGAUGGUUAAACACUCAAUUACCAUUUUCAGUAACAGGUGUUCACUCGGUAUAAAACUGGUUUGAUUCAGAGAAAAAAGUCUUCCUCCACAAAAAUGUGGAUCAUUUUUUUCCUAUCAGCAAGAGUUGCAUUUGUUCCUUAUCCUGUUUCAACCACAUUUCUAGACUUAAGUACUUAUAAACAUGGUUAGCCCACAAUCUGAAUAUAUAUUAAACUCUUCACAAGAAUAAUACAGCUUGGUCAAAAAGUUCAUUCAAGAAAAAAUGAAGGUGUGAAUCUAUAAGUACUGCCAGAUAUUGAAACUCUUAAUUUGUAGUAAACCCAUACUAUUCAACAAGAAAGUGUGAAAAUGUUGGGCAAAUUCCUGGCCUUUUUGAUAUAUCUCAUGUGUGGCUCUGUGUCCAUAAUUAAUUAGUUCUUGCUGUCUAGAUGUAGUCUAAACCAGCUUUCCCCAACCUCUGGCCCUCCAGAUGAUGCUGAACUCCAGCUCCAAUAAUCUCUGCCUGUUAGCCAUGCUAGCUAGGGCUGAUGGGUGCUGAAGUCCAACAACAUCUGGAGGGUGCUAGAUUGGGAAAGGCUGGUCUAGAUGGUAACUCUCUGCCUAUACGGAACCAGCUGAUGCUCUAACACUGAAGGCUUGUUGUAGACCUUUACCCUGAAAAUGAGGCUGAGGCCCUUCAUAAAAUAAAACAAAUAUUUGUGCUUUUCUCUACUGAAAAUAUUCUAUAUCAAGGAGUUGGACUUGCUUUAAACACUGCUUCUCUGUGAACAAAAUGUUUUCCACAGAGCCCUUCAUCUCUUAGAGCUUGUCACCAGCUAGCUCUGGACAUUGCUGGGUCUGCUGGUCCUUUUUCUAAAGUGUGGCGGUGAAGCCUUAGUUUUGCAGGGAAUAUGAAUGACACAUUUUUGGUUUCAUCACAAUGUAGUCAGGGCUCAUUCCAGAAUACCAGGUGUAUCUGCAGGCUGGUUUCUUGCUUCGGGAUGAUCUUUCCCAUAGCGCUAUAGAAAAUAAGUGGCACAGGUGAACUUUCUGAGACAGUGUUACCCGGUGCCUGUGCAUCACAGUAUUUCUAAUGCUGUACUACUACAUUUUGUAUAUAGUAAUGCUAUUAGCUUGGGUUUACAAUGUGUUUUUUUUUAAAUUCCAUUAGCAAAGUUGAGGAAAUCAUACAAUGUCAUAUUUCAGUGAUUAUAAAGGCUGGUAGUACAAAGCUUCAAACACCAAAAAUCAUUCUUUAAUGAAUGGCUGUAUCAUCAUCACACUGUAUCACAUGAGGAAAUGAGUCUGAGCCUUGCAUAGCACUUGUAUCAGAAAAUAGUUCUGAAUGUAAACAAAAAUGUCUGUCUAUAUAUACCCAGGAAUAUAUAUAGGAAUGAUUUUGUUAUUUUUGUAAUGUCAAUGGAAAGUUAUCCUGGUUAUAAAUUGUUCAAAUGUUGUUCACAUCCUAAAGUGCAAAGGAUAAUUUCUCUUUCGGUUUAAUGAAAUAAAUUCCAUUUUAACUAUAUGCAUAUGUCACUAUUGUCUUGACCACAUCACAAAAGAUUCCAAGCCAAAAUCUGUAACAUGUAGUUCAAUUUAAAACCUGGAAAUGUUGUGGCUGGCAGGUACCUUGGUGGAGCAGGCGAUGGAGGGUAGAUUGCUGUGUUCCACCUGGGCUGCAGUGGUUAUGUGACUUGUUAGGGCAGCUGUAUGGACAAAAUUAAACUAACUGUAAUGAUGGAGCUCUAGAAUGGACACACACUUAGAAUGCCUAUGGGUUGUUACAUGAGGAACAGGAACUUGUGCUUCUAUUCCCUGUGCUUCUUAAGACCAAACUAGAUAUGACACA
Messenger RNA from Rhineura floridana, 5563 nucleotides. RefSeq names its product adenosine deaminase (gene ADA). The transcript has 11 exons. Lineage: Eukaryota; Metazoa; Chordata; Lepidosauria; Squamata; Rhineuridae. Gene Ontology annotation, molecular function: adenosine deaminase activity. The coding region runs from base 237 to 1319 and encodes 360 amino acids. The record is from RefSeq and is a predicted model, not a curated record. Gene Ontology annotation, biological process: purine ribonucleoside monophosphate biosynthetic process; negative regulation of adenosine receptor signaling pathway; hypoxanthine salvage. Gene Ontology annotation, cellular component: cytosol; external side of plasma membrane.